GUGGUCACUACUGUUGUCAGUAGCGACGAAUGCACACGCUUUUUUAAAUAAAAGAAUAUUUAAAAUAAGAAACAGUUGAAAAGUGCAUUUAUAAAUAAAAAAUAAAUGAAAAAACAGUAUUUAAAAUGAGAAAAAAUACGAUUUUAACGUUGUUCCACUUGUCUGUAGCUCUCUUUGACGCAUUUACUCUGUGGUAUGAUCAGAAUUAUGUGACCGUGCCUUUGAACGAUGUGAUGAAGGAAAGGAUUAAACUGGUGCCUCUUAGAGGACGACCGGUUUUUUUAACGAUAUGGUGUUUGGUGAUCCAAACAACGUACUUCACGCUAGCAUUCCUCAACGACGUCUUCGGGACCAACGCAGGCACACCUAAGAAGCCACCAGUCAUUCGAAUUAUUAAGGAUACCCUCUUCUCCCUCGCUCUGCCAUUGGCUCUACUCGUAGGCAUGUGCUUCUGGGGCGUCUACGCGUACGAUAAAGAUGUUAUACUGCCUGAAAACAUCAGAAAAGCACUGCCUACAUGGAUGAACCAUUCAAUGCACACCACUAUAGUUUUCUUCAUAAUUUUAGAGCUGUUCCUGUCUCCUAUAACAUAUCCUACGAAGAUUGUAGGGCUAAGUUUAGGUGUGACAUUCGCCUUGUCCUAUAUAAGUCUUUUAGUAGUCUGCUACAUAAAAGCAGGCACUUUAAUUUACCCGUUUUUGGAUAUGAUGAGUGUUCCUCAAAAAAUAGGGUUUGUUACUAUAAGUACUUUGAUUGGUUUUACUUUUUAUUUCAUAGGGGAGAUGUUGAAUGGCUUUUUGAAUCCGGUAGGCAGGAAAUCUACCGGGAGUGUCAAGGAAAAGUCUAAGAAAGUUACUUGAUUUUGUACCUACAUUUAUAUGAAGACUAAUGAGAAACGAAGAAGCAGAUGUGGUACGUCAGGAUUGUAACAUUUAAGUGGAAUUCUGUGCUUUCUUCUUACUCCAAUACGACCCAGUGGGAAAUACGUGUGAUGUAUGUUAUAAGCAAACUCAAAAAUAUCUCAAACAUAUAUUUUACGACGCCAAACUUUGUAUCAAUACUUAUAAAGGGCUAGUACCAUAGUUGGUACCUAUACCUAUUCUUGUUUUAAAAUUAAAUAAUUGUAGAGUUAUCUAAAUAAAACCAUUGAAAACACUAAUAA
Pectinophora gossypiella (pink bollworm) is the source of this 1162-nucleotide messenger RNA. RefSeq names its product androgen-dependent TFPI-regulating protein-like. Bases 126 to 860 code for a protein of 244 amino acids. Gene Ontology annotation, cellular component: membrane; endomembrane system. The transcript has 2 exons. The record is from RefSeq and is a predicted model, not a curated record. Lineage: Eukaryota; Metazoa; Arthropoda; Insecta; Lepidoptera; Gelechiidae.